Molecule: messenger RNA, 2689 nt
Organism: Vitrella brassicaformis
Lineage: Eukaryota; Vitrellaceae
Source: the annotation of a GenBank genome assembly
CGCCGGAGGAUUAUUUAAAUGCACUGGAUUGUGCACCAACGAUGAGUCUGACCGCUGUUUGUCUGUCUGUCUGUCCAUAUUCACCGACACGUCACGUCACACGCAAUGCAAUACAUACACACACCAUCACCAUUCAUCGACAUGUAAGUCUACUCAUUACGCAUGGAUAUGUAUGAGGGAAAAAACACAAUAAUCAAUCUACCCAUCGAAGUCUGUGGCUCUGCUCUCUUUUGGGGAAAAACACAAUAAUCAAUCUACCCAUCGAAGUCUGUGGCUCUGCUCUCUUUACCACGGACACACGCACAGAGAAGCGAAGCACGCCACUGGCCGGCCGGUCGGUGGCACACUCACACGGAAGGAGGCAGGGGAUAUGGCGGGCGGGAUGAGGGAAUUGCGCAAUGGCUACAGACAAGACAGGCAGGGGCAGGGCAGGGGCAGGGGAGGAAAGCCAUCGGCACGCAAUGGUGGAUACAAGUAUGCAAUGCAAUCUCACGCAUAUUACAUUACUUACGGCAAUAAUUAUAAUGCGCCGCUCCCGUGUUGCAGUGCGCAAACGGAAACAAUCUCCCAUACAAACAAACGCUAUUAUAUAAUUAGAUAGACACACACAAACUGGUAGGUAUGCAUCUCUCUCUCUCUCACACUCACUCACUCACACACACAGCACACACAUACUAGGCAACGGGUCAGCCAAUGCGGGUGCGGGUGGCACUGUCUCGCACACGUUGCAACGCCGCAAUCAACGCUGCCGUGCUCGAUAGGCAUACACACAUAGCCCCUCUCUCUCUCUCUCUCUCUGUUUCUCUCUCUUGAUGUGACACACACCGCACCGACAGAGUGGGGAAGUGAUAGAGGAAAACAGCCCCUCCAUACGCCCAACCCCCCCAUCCAUCCAUCCCACCCACCACGCAGGCAUCGCAUGUACCAGAUGAACGGAACCCGCCCGUGGACACAAAUGGACACGCACAUGGCCAGUCGGCCAUCCCUCCUUCCCUCCCUCCCUUCCUUCCCCGUCCGUCCGUCCGUCCGUCCGUCCAUUCAUCCAGGCAGGCAGGCAGGCAGGCUGACACAUAAAACCUAAAAGAGGCGAUGGCUAGCUAUGUAUCAUUGGGUGCGAUCCUGACUGACAUUAACUAGGCAACACGCACGUAUUUCACGCAGAGAGAGAAGUCCCUCCCUUCCUGCCUCUCUCCCUGCCUCCCUCCCUCCCUCCCUCCCUCCCUCCCUCUCUAAGGCUGCUCGAAUGCCUGUUUGUGGACGCUAUCGAAGAAAGGGUGCGUGAGCAGGCGACACGCGCUGUGCCGGCUGGCCGGCGGGUACCGGACCAUACUGCCAUCACACACACACACACAUGCAUGCACCAAUGCAUGAGUGAGGGCGAUGCCUGUGGGUCUGUUGGUGACUGCCUGACAUACUUGGCUAGCAUGUCUAUUCCUUCGUCUGGCAUAUUGUCCGUGGGGAUGGCCUUCCGCAGAGCGGUGAAGGGGUGAACCGAUCGCCACUUGGGGAACUCAUCCUUCACACGCACACACGCACACACAGACGUACAUGCGGCAGUCGGCUUCUGAUGUGUGUGGUGUUGCCGACCCACCCGCCACUCGGUGAGUGUGUUCUUCAUGCCGGGCCAUGUGUCCUCUGUGGGGCUGCCAAGCAGCUGACACGUCUUGAACAACGUAUCCACCUCGGAAUCACCAGGGAACAACGGACGACCUGAUACACACACACACACCAACCAUCGCCCCACCUCAGACCGACCAUGCCGUGUGUGCGUUGCGUUGCAUUGCGCUACCCACCGGUGGCCAUCUCGGCGAUGAUGCAUCCUGCGGCCCAGAUGUCGACCUCUGUGCCGUAGACCCGCUGGCCCAGCAGCAGCUCGGGCGGCCGGUACCACAGCGUGAUGACGUCCUGCGUCCCCGUGUACACCCCGAUGCAGUGCAUCCGGGCCAGGCCGAAGUCGGCUAUCUUGAGGUAGCCCCGCUGGUCGAUCAGGAUGUUCUGCGGCUUCAUGUCGCGGUGCACGAUCUGGUGCCCGUGCAGAUGGGCCAGCCCGUUGAUCAGCUGGUACGACAGCGACUUGAGCAGGUCGGCAGGCAGGCCAACCGGAACCGGGUGGUCCUUCUUGGUGCUGUUGCUGUUGCUGGUAGUGGGUGCCAUGGCGGCGGUGUCUGCCGAGGUUGUGCUGGCACUGUUGCCACCCUGGGUGGUUGCCGUGCGUCUGAUGAGGUGUCUGAGGUCGGUCUGGACGUACUCGAAGACCAUGUAGAGGUGUCGCUGCUUGCAGUGGAUAUCGUAGAGCUUGACCAGGUUGUGGUGGCUGAUCUCCCGCAGCAGCGCCACCUCCCUCAGCGAUGUGGACGGGAUCCCCUCCUCGUCCUCGUUGCCCCGGAUCAUCUUGACUGCCACCGUGUCGCCCGUCUUGCUGUCCAGCGCCAGAUAGACCGUCCCAUAAGUGCCCUCGCCGAGUGUGCUGCGGAUCUCGUAGCGGUCCAGCAGCAGCGGGGAGGGCGCAGCGGGGCUGUUCGAGGCCGACGAUGAGAGCGACGACAGGUCGCCGGUGGACGACGACGCGCACAUCAUCACGGCAGGGCGUGAUGCUGGCAGAUAGAAAGUCACGAACGAGAAAAAUGGCAAAACUCGGCAGCAGGUGCCGCUACAUGCUCGUCCUUCGUCGUGUUUGCCCUCCUUUCCC